This is a messenger RNA of Candidozyma duobushaemuli, 459 nucleotides long. RefSeq lists its product as uncharacterized. Lineage: Eukaryota; Fungi; Ascomycota; Pichiomycetes; Serinales; Metschnikowiaceae. The coding region runs from base 1 to 459 and encodes 152 amino acids. The transcript has a single exon. The record is from RefSeq and is a predicted model, not a curated record. Gene Ontology annotation, molecular function: ubiquitin-like protein transferase activity.
AUGAUAGACGAAGCAGAGUUUAACAAGGCGCUUCCCAAUUUCCAUAAGCUAGCAGUGGAGCAUAUAACGGCACCAGAAGGUGUAUAUGUUGGUGCCAAUUUCGUAAAAAGCUAUGAUGGUCGAUGGUGCAGUUACAUUUCCCUUACCUUGAAUGGUGCAUUCCUCGAGUUUGUGAUAUCGUACAGCAGAUUCUAUCUCGAGCCAAUAUUACACCACCUUAAAGACAACAAUCCAAGUCUCAAGGUUGACAUUGAGGAGUGCAUUCCUGAGAUACACCCCGUGCUACAACGAACCUUAUUGUUGUUACACCAAUGCGAGACAAAAGAACUCAUGGAGUCCUUGCACCUGGAGACGACAGAAAACUAUCUCAUUUCAUGGUUCGGCAUCUAUCUAGGCUACAUUAGCCCUCUUCUCAGUCUACGAGUGCCCGAGUCGGCCUACAUCUCUCAUUCGUCAUGA